This is a messenger RNA of Pelobates fuscus (common spadefoot toad), 2252 nucleotides long. RefSeq names its product PWWP domain containing 2B (gene PWWP2B). Gene Ontology annotation, cellular component: nucleus; nucleoplasm. The transcript is spliced from 3 exons. NCBI's taxonomy places the organism in Eukaryota, Metazoa, Chordata, Amphibia, Anura, Pelobatidae. Bases 114 to 1856 code for a protein of 580 amino acids. The record is from RefSeq and is a predicted model, not a curated record.
GCCCUACGUGACAUCACCAGCAGCGCUGUCCCAUAGCAGGCAGCGGCGGCCGCGGUGCUGCCGGAGUCCGGAGCUCGGACGUGGAGGCAGGCAGGCCCCGGGCCGGAGCCAGCAUGGAGGAGGCCCAGGCCGGGCAGGAGCUGCGGGUCGGCUCGUCGGUGCCGGUGCUCGUGGAGCAGGUUGUGAACGACACGCUGGUGGUGAGCCUGAGCUGCGGGAACAGGACCUACAGCGGGAUCCUGCUGGACUGCACCAAGAAAUCGGGGUUGUUCUGUGUGCCACCAACUCUAUUUCCAAAGUAUGAUGACCCUCCAACCAAUGGUACUUCUAAUGACAUUUCUGAAGAUGCCAACACAACACAUCCAAUGUCUGGAAUGCCUCUUCAAAAUGUUGACCUUCCUAUGGCAAGUAACACAGAUCAAGUUCCCCCACUAAUUCCUCCACCCGGGACUACUCCUUGCUACCCACCUUACUUUGAAGGAGCCCCUCUUCCCCCUCCUUUGUGGCUGAGAAAUUCCUACAACCAGUGGGUUCCUCAGCCACCUCCAAGGACUAUAAAAAGGACAAGAAGAAGAAUGUCAAGAAACAGGGACUCGGGGAGGCUUAUAAUGAGUACCAUAAGAUUAAGACCACGUCAAGUUCUUUGUGAAAAAUGUAAGAACACAUUAAAUUCUGAUGAGGUUAAGGGGGAGAAACAAAAAUCUUCAAACGGCAGAAAGCAUCAUAUGGAGGACAAAGCGCAAAGUAAGCUUGAAUCUGAUGAAAUCAAAUCUAAAAAGGAGUCAAUAAAGGAUUUGGUGCAUAGAAGUCCAGUUAUUAAGAUAUCUUUCAGUACACCUCAGGGUAAAGGAGAAGUGGUUAAGAUUCCAUCUCGUGUGCAUGGUUCUGUGGAACCAUUUUGUCCAAAUCAGACAUUACAAAAUGGAAGUAGGGACCAAGACUUGCCCAAAGAUGAUAGCCUGCAAACUCCAAAAAAACUAGUGGAUGAAUCAAACGGCAGUCAAAUGGCUUCCAUUCCAAAACUAAAGUUGACUAAGCCCUUGCAUUCCAGAUUAGAAGUUCCACCUCCCAAAAUUAGAAUUAGACCUCAAAGGACUAAUGGCAGAAAAAGUGUUUCAACCUAUAAAUCUGAACUAAUCGAUGGUAUAGACGUUCACCAAAACAGCAGGAGAUCGGAUAGCCAUUUGUCACUUCUCUGUAUGGAUGAAUGCUCAGAUAGGCGAUUCCACGAUGCGUCUCUCGGGAGUUCAGGCGAAGACGAUGAUUUUAAAGGUUUUCGGCACACAGAAGGACCAAACUUAAAUUUGGUUAUGAAUUACAGAAAAAGAAAAGCAGAUUCAUCUUGUGCAUCCUUAUGCAGUAAUGAUAGUUUGGAUGAAUCAAAAUCUUCUUUGGACUUAAACGCCAUGGGAUAUUGUGAUCUUAUACCUGGUGAUGAUCUUUCGGUUUCCUCUUCCAAAGAUGAACAGAAAACUCUCCCUCCACUGACUGUUCGGUUGCAUACUAAGAGUGUGCCCAACUGCAUCACUGUAGAAGGAAAGACCAUUUCAGUAGGAGACAUUGUAUGGGGCAAGGUUCAUGGCUUUCCUUGGUGGCCUGCACGUAUUCUAAGUAUUAAUUUGAAUCAGAAAGAGGAUGGUGAGCCAGCUUGGCACGAAGCAACCGUUUCAUGGUUUGGUUCUCCGUCAACAUCCUGUUUGUUAAUUUCAAAGCUGUCUUCUUUUUCUGAAUUCUUUAAACUCAGAUUUAAUCGUAAGAAGAAAGGUGUGUAUCGUAAAGCUAUUACAGAAGCUGCCAAGGCUACUGAUCAUGUUACUCCAGAAAUUAGGGAUCUGUUAAUGCAGUGUGAAACGUAACAUCAACACCUAUCUAUGGCAGUCUCUACCCCACCCCCAAAGAUGAGAGAAUCCCGAGCACAGCUGUUCUCCUAGAGUUUCACUAGGCCUGAAAACUCAUGCAGUAGAUAUCUUUCUGACAAGCAAAUGAGUUAUCUUGUCAUCUGUGAAAGAUGGGAGUCACAUGGACCACAGUCACUACAGAGCUGACAUGAGGAAUUCUCAAGGACGUUGGAGCGCAAAGAAUGCUCUGUUUUUAUUAUUAGGGAAGAAGAAACUUUUAAAGCAAAAAAAGAAAUAAAAGCUAUUUAUUACCGAAAAAAAGUUUUACUUUUGUUAAAACUGAAACAAAAUGUGCUGCUGUUUUUAGUUCAUUGGUAUUAGACUGAAGCUACACACCAUAAUGAAAUUGAACUA